AUGGCUCGAUUCAGCGGCGUCGUUUUGGUGCUUAUUGCUGCUCUGUUGCUGGCUUCGACCGGGGCGCAAUCCCCUGCAUCGUCGCCAGCCAAGUCUCCUACGCUUUCUCCCAAACAAGCUCCUGCCGCCCCUUCUCCGUCGAGCACUCCACCUACUGCCGCCGCUCCUUCUCCUUUGAGCACUCCACCUACGGCCGCCGCUCCUUCUCCAUCGAGCACUUCAUCAUCGACUUCUCCUUCGACAUCUCCCUCGACAUCUCCCGUCGCCUACUCUCCACCUUCUCCCCCAUCGUCGUCUCCGCCUACUUCUCCCUCGUCAGUUACUCGAUCUCCCUCCGAGGCUCCCCUUCCUGGUAACGGUGCCGUUUUGAAUAGGUUCUCCGCCGCCGGGUCUGUGGCCGUUGGGAUUUUCGCUGCUGUUUUGGUCAUGUAG
Messenger RNA from Pyrus x bretschneideri (Chinese white pear), 432 nucleotides. RefSeq names its product classical arabinogalactan protein 1-like. Bases 1 to 432 code for a protein of 143 amino acids. The transcript has a single exon. NCBI's taxonomy places the organism in Eukaryota, Viridiplantae, Streptophyta, Magnoliopsida, Rosales, Rosaceae. The record is from RefSeq and is a predicted model, not a curated record.